Messenger RNA from Batrachochytrium dendrobatidis JAM81, 3849 nucleotides. RefSeq lists its product as uncharacterized. The coding region runs from base 1 to 3849 and encodes 1282 amino acids. Gene Ontology annotation, cellular component: membrane. The record is from RefSeq and is a predicted model, not a curated record. Gene Ontology annotation, molecular function: ATP hydrolysis activity; ATP binding; ABC-type transporter activity. Lineage: Eukaryota; Fungi; Chytridiomycota; Chytridiomycetes; Rhizophydiales. The transcript has 5 exons. Gene Ontology annotation, biological process: transmembrane transport.
AUGGUUGACCAUCGACUUUCACGCAAUGUGUGGAGCUAUCCGACACUUUCAUGGAUAACUCCAAUUAUUCGAAUUGGAUCUAAAAAACCACUUGAGCAGCAGGCAAGUUCUGUAUUGACACACUGUCUGCCUGACCUAGGACUAAUUAGUACAAGCGAACAAUCAGUGACUGUUGCUGCGUCAUUUGCUCGGUUUUGGGAUGACUUUUCAAAACAUGCUCGUAACCCAAAAGAUUAUAAAUGUCCUAAUCUAUCGCUUACUCUUUUUGCGAUUUAUUAUCCUACCAUCAAUCCAGACGAUCCGUCGUUGCUACUUGGAUCGGGUUUGGCCAUUUCAUUUGCAUUUUUGGCUAUUUUACUUGUAAUCGCUUUGCUUAAUAGUACUCGUACCUCUCUCGAGGUAGAUCUUGCUAUUCGUGUAACAUCGCUUCUUACUGGAGCGGUUUAUGAAAAAGCACUGCGUUUAUCACCCAAAUCUCGGCAGAUAUUCUCUGAAGGAAAGAUUUUGACUAUGAUCAAUGUGGAUGUUCGCUCACUGUCCGUCUUUUUGUCUGUCACCAUUAAUCAAAUGUGGUCGGUUCCACUGCACAUUGUCAUAUCCAUGUACUUGCUGUCGCAAUUGAUUGGACGCGCUGUAUGGUCAGCGGCAGGCAUUUACAUUCUCUUUACCCUUUUCCAGAUGGGCUUGGGAGGGGCAAUGUCCAAGGCUGUCAAUGGAUAUCUCAAAACUUUUGAUCAUCGCAUUACAAUCUCACGCGAGUUUCUUGGCGGCAUUCGUGUCAUCAAGUACGGUGCACUGGAGGAAAUUUUUAGACAGCAUAUCCGUUAUUGGCGUGAUUUGCAAACCAAGUCAUUACAGCUGUUUAGUGUAUCGAUCAUUUUCAUUACUAGCUUGCUGCAGAUACAGGAGGUGUUUGUUCCUGGUGUUGCUUUUGCCGUGUAUGCUACUCUUGGUGGUGACAUGCAUAGCUAUGUUCCAUUUUCUGCGCUUGGUAUUUUUAACAUGCUGUUGAAACCCAUGAACGAAGUUACUUUGAUUUUUGCUGCUGCUGCACAAGCAGGUGUCAGUUAUCAACGCAUGGCCCCAUAUUUAAUUUCAUCUGAAGUUUUAGAAUCUGAAGUAUCACAGGUUCACAAGUCUCAACCUGAAAAUAGUACAACUGCUAUUAAACUUGAAGCGGCUGAAUUUAUUUGGGAAUCGGCUAGAGAAUCAAACCAAUCAGCCAAGAACAAAAACAAUUCCAAGAAAUUCAAAAUGCUACUCAAAAAGUCUAGUUUGAAUUUGGACAAUUCGACUGUAUCACUCAUAGAUAAACCGUUUCGGAUCCAUUCCACUACGCUUGAUAUCCCGCAAAAAUGCUUGGUAGCAGUUGUUGGUGCCGUUGGUAGUGGAAAAAGCUCGAUGCUAUCUGCUUUGAUUAGUGACAUGUGCAAAGUAUCUGGCCAAGCAAAUAUUUAUGGGUCUAUUUCAUACUGUUCACAAGAACCUUGGAUUAUCACUGGUACGAUCGAGGACAACAUUUUGUUCAACAAAGAAUCGGCUCGUGCCAAUAUUCCCAUGGCGCUUUCUGCAUCGUGUCUUGAGCUUGAUCUGAAGGGUAUGGAAUUUGGUUUAGGAACCCAAAUUGGAGAAAAGGGGAUAAAUCUAUCUGGUGGUCAGCGAGCACGUAUUGCUCUUGCACGGGCGAUAGCACACGAUGCUGAUAUUUAUUUACUGGAUGAUCCGCUUGCAGCUCUCGAUGCACAUGUUGGCAAGAAAGUGUUUGACAAUGCUAUUUGUGGAGUAUUGAAAAACAAGACUGUUGUCUUGGUGACUCAUCAACUCCAUCUGUUGCCCAAAAUGGACAUGAUUGUUGUCAUGGACAAAGGCAGUGUCGUUGAAACUGGAACGUAUAGUGAUCUUAUUGCAAGUCCAAGUAGCCAUCUCUCGCACAUCAUGUCCAAUCAUCACGUUGACACAUCUGAUUUGGAUAAUGAGACCGAUAUUGUCGUGGAAGAAAUGGCUGAAACUAAAACUGCCAUGACUGAAAAGCAGGAUAGCCCGUCCCAGGAAGAACGCAUAGUAGGACGUAUCAAGCUAUCUACAUUAAAAUCGUACAUGAAUUUCUGUGGUGGUAUUCCAUACGUCGCGUCACUAUCUAUUGUAGUUUUAAUUGCUACCAUAUCGGUGAUUUGCACUCAUUUGGCACUUGGUUGGUGGGCAGAAGAUACACUUGGUUUGUCGAGCCAGGAAUACAUUCGCAUGUAUAUCUUACUUGGCAGUUUAUCAGCACUUUCCAGUAUUGCCAUGACAACGCUAGUAUUACUUGCUGGAAAACGAGCAAGUGUCUUCAUUCACCAUACUGCUUUGGAUGGACUUAUGCGCACGACAAUGGGAUUUUUUGAUACCCAGCCGAUUGGACGCAUUUUGAAUCGCUUAUCUGGUGAUAUAGAAUUGAUUGAUCUUAAAAUGCCGGAAGCACUAUUAGCUGCAGUGAAUUUUAUGAUUUAUGUCAUUGCAGGAGUGAUUGUAAUUGCCACGUCAUCCUUUAUCCUGCUUGCACAAUUUGCUUGUCUAGCAGUGCUUGUUGUUAUACUGUUUCGCUUUUUUCAAUCGUCGUACAGAGAGCUUCAGCGACUCGUGGCUAUUAUGCGAUCUCCACUCAAUGCUCAUAUUUCCGAAACAUUGACAGGGAUUGCAACCAUCCAAGCCUAUUGCAUGCAAGAUUCAUUUAUCCAUCAACAGAGACUAAAUAUGGAUCAGUGUAGCGUUUCGAAUAUGUAUUUUGAGGGUGCUCGCAAUUGGCUAGCACUUUGUCUUGAGCUUUUGGCGGCAUCAGUAACGUUUGUGCUUGUUCUGUUGGCUACAUUGCGUGUCGGUGGUUCUACCUCGACAACACUUGGAGUUUCACUUGUAGCAUCGAUGGGACUCAGCGACUCGCUAAACAUGCUCAUGACAGCAUGGGGAAAAACAGAGGCCAUGUUUAAUGCCGUGGAGCGAUUAGAUCACUACUCAUACGAAUUGAAAUCCGAGGCAGAAGGUACUCUUCCAACAGAUCCUAAACCCAAGACGUGGCCAACAAAGGGUGCAAUUGAAAUUAAAAAAUUGAGACUUGCAUAUGAAAGUAGGCCCGAUCAUCCUGUUAUCAAGGAAAUAUCGUUGUUUCUCAAACCUGGUGAAAAAGUGGGCGUUGUUGGUCGCACUGGAUCAGGCAAAUCAACACUUAUGGCAUCACUAUUUAGAAUCAUUGAAGCACAAUCUGGUUCUAUUGAGAUUGAUGGGAUUGAUAUUUCCACGUUGGGGUUAAAAACGUUGCGAUCGAGUCUUCAGAUUAUUCCACAAGAACCGAUUUUGUUUAGUGGUACAUUUCGCAGUAACCUUGAUGUGCGAUCUGAAUACACUGAUGAGGAGAUAUGGCGUGCUUUGGAAACAGUUGGUCUCAAUACUUAUAUUUCAUCUUUGACGAAUAAGCUUGACUCGACGAUUUCAGAAAACGGCACGAAUCUAUCUGCUGGUCAACGACAGCUGAUAUGCCUCUGCAAAGCCAUAUUAGCCAGUCCAAAGGUACUUGUGAUGGACGAAGCAACAGCAGCUGUUGAUGCAUCGACUGACAGACGGAUUCAGGAUUUAAUCCAAACACACUUUAGCGACACUACGGUAUUUAGUGUAGCACAUCGAUUGAACACGAUUGCCGCGUUUGAUCGUGUUCUUGUUCUUGAUCAAGGCACGGUUGCCGAGUUUGAUGCACCUCAUGUUCUGUUACAAAACAAAGAUUCUGUGUUUAGUGAUUUAGUCGAGGCCACUGGUAUUGCUAAUGCGACUGUGAUUCGUUCUAUGGCUCUGGAACACUUUAAAGCAUCGAAUAUGUGA